GCGGCCUCAACAAAAUGAAAUAAUUCGAAAGUAACAUACUUCGAUUCUCAGUUGUUGGAGGCUGAUAUCAAGGCCAUUCGCAUGCUUCCCUGAUACCUUCAAGUUUGCCCAGGGCUCAAGGAGCUGUCAGAGCUAUCUUUCAACGAUGUUGAUUCAGAUUCCCCGGCUAACAAACUCUCUCAGAGGCCCGUUUGAUGUUGAUCGGGCGUAUCUUCACCGCAAGCAUAUACUCCAAAAUCGAGAGUCUCACAAUUCUGCUAACUCGAUUGACGACUCUGUGCUGGCACGGAAGAUCGUUUAUAAAUGGGAACAAGCUUCAUCAGAAGUGCGACAUGCAUACAGACAGUUUAUAGGAGCGGUAGUGGAGUUGAUUGAUGGAGAAACGUCCUCUGAAGAGUUCCACGAGGUGGUACUGACUCUUUACCAUCUCUUCUGCAGUCAGAUGGAGGAGGAUGAUAUUGAUAGAAUAAUAUCCGAUAAGAAGUUAGAAUUGAGAAAACUCCUUGGUCAUACAGUUGCUGAUGCCAACUUGAGGCAAGUUGCAUCUCUAGCACAGACACUACUCAGAGUGCAGCCUAGCGAUAAUAUAGAAAGAAAUCUUGAUGCCAGUGAGAAUUUAGAAUUUGGAGCUGAUUUUAAUUUUGUAGCACCAGCUCGUUUCUUAAUUGAUGUGACUUUAGACAUUGAGGAUAUGAUGGAUUACAAAGGCACUGCUCCUCUAGCUGUUCAAGAAGGACAUUAUGGUCAUAUUGGACCAAUAGAUCAUUCUGUUGUGGAUGGCGCAAAGUUUAACUUGAGUUGGUUAAGAGAUGCAUGUGAUAAGAUAGUUAGGAAUAGUGUGUUGCGGCUAUCUCAAGAUGAACUGGCAAUGACCAUUUGCAGGGUGCUUGACUCAGAAAAGCCUGGAGAAGAGAUAGCAGGAGAUUUGUUGGAUCUUGUUGGUGAUAGUUCAUUUGAAAUGGUGCAAGACCUUAUAUUGCAUCGAAAGGAGAUUGUAGAUGCCAUCCAUCAUGGCUUAUCAGUGCUGAAGUCUGACAAAAAUGCUUCAAAUGCUCAGUUGCGAAUGCCUAGUUAUGGGACUCAGGUAACUGUUCAAACAGAGUCAGAAAGGCAAAUUGACAAACUCCGACGCAAGGAGGAAAAGCGAAAUAGACGUGGAAUAGAUCAUGCUGGUGAUGGUGACUUGUCUGCAGCAGACUUUUCUUCUUUACUUCAAGCAAGUGAGAGGAAAAAUUUAAUUGAUGACACGAUUGGUUCUAGUGAUAAGAAUCAGUCAAUAGCUGUCACUGCUCUUCCUCAAGGAACUGUUAGGAAGCAUUUUAAGGGGUAUGAGGAGGUCAUUAUUCCCCCUAGACCAACUGCACCAAUGAAACCUGGAGAAAAGCUGAUUGAGAUCAGGGAAUUGGAUGACUUUGCUCAAGCUGCUUUCCAUGGCUACACAUCACUAAAUCGUAUUCAAAGCAGGAUAUUUCAAGCUGUUUAUGGCACAAAUGAAAACAUACUAGUGUGUGCUCCUACAGGAGCUGGCAAAACUAAUAUAGCUAUGAUUUCAAUCCUACACGAGAUUGGGCAGCACUUCAGGGAUGGUUACUUGCACAAAGGCGAAUUUAAGAUUGUUUAUGUUGCCCCAAUGAAGGCUUUGGCUGCAGAAGUGACAACAACAUUCAGCAAACGAUUAGCUCCUUUGAAUAUGACCGUCAGAGAGCUUACUGGGGAUAUGCAACUAUCUAAAAGUGAACUUGAAGAAACUCAGAUGAUAGUGACAACACCAGAGAAAUGGGAUGUUAUUACUCGCAAGAGCAGUGAUAUGUCGCUCUCAAUGCUUGUGAAGCUUUUAAUAAUUGAUGAAGUGCAUUUACUUAAUGAUGAUAGAGGUCCUGUAAUAGAGGCUCUAGUUGCUAGGACUUUACGACAGGUUGAAUCAACUCAGACAAUGAUACGCAUUGUGGGUCUUUCUGCAACUCUUCCUAAUUACCUAGAGGUUGCACAAUUUUUGAGAGUGAAUCCCGAAACAGGACUUUUUUUCUUUGACUCUAGCUACCGCCCAGUUCCCCUUGCUCAACAAUAUAUUGGAAUUAGUGAGCAAAACUUUGCAGCACGUAUUGAACUGUUGAAUGAGAUAUGCUACAAGAAGGUUGUUGAUUCUAUUAGGCAAGGUCAUCAGGCAAUGGUAUUUGUCCAUUCACGGAAAGACACUGCAAAAACGGCUGAGAAACUGGUUGAGCUUGCACGUAAGAAUGAUGACCUGGAGCUCUUUAGGAAUAAUGAACACCCGCAAUAUUCCUUUAUUAAGAAAGAAGUUAUUAAAUCCAGAAACAAAGAUCUUGUUGAACUUUUUGAAUUUGGGAUGGGCAUUCAUCAUGCUGGGAUGUUACGUGCAGAUAGAGGGCUAACUGAGCGGCUUUUCUCUGAUGGACUUCUGAAAGUACUUGUUUGUACAGCAACUUUGGCAUGGGGUGUCAAUCUACCUGCUCACACAGUUGUCAUCAAGGGCACCCAAUUGUAUGAUCCCAAAGCAGGUGGGUGGCGGGAUUUGGGUAUGCUUGAUGUUAUGCAGAUAUUUGGUCGGGCUGGGAGGCCUCAGUUUGACAAAAGUGGUGAAGGUAUCAUUAUUACAUCUCAUGACAAGCUAGCAUAUUAUCUCCGCCUACUGACAAGUCAACUUCCUAUAGAAAGCCAGUUUGUUAGCUCCUUGAAAGAUAAUUUAAAUGCAGAGGUGGCAUUGGGUACUGUGACUAAUGUUAAGGAAGCUUGUGCUUGGCUUGGCUAUACAUAUCUUUUCAUAAGGAUGAGAAUGAAUCCUUUGGCAUAUGGUAUUGGAUGGGAUGAGGUUAUGGCAGAUCCUUCUUUGAGUACUAAGCAAAGAUCUUUUGUAAUUGAGGCUGCACGUGCACUUGAUAAAGCAAAAAUGAUGCGGUUUGAUGAGAAAAGUGGGAAUUUUUACUGUACUGAGCUUGGUCGCAUUGCAAGUCAUUUUUACAUUCAGUAUUCCAGUGUUGAAACAUACAAUGAAAUGCUGAGACGUCAUAUGAACGAUAGUGAGGUGAUAAACAUGGUUGCACACUCUUCCGAAUUUGAGAAUAUUGUUGUCCGAGAAGAAGAACAAAAUGAGCUAGAGAUGUUAGCACGAACAUCAUGCCCAUUAGACAUUAAGGGUGGUCCAUCCAAUAAACAUGGAAAGAUUUCUAUUCUGAUUCAGUUAUACAUAUCUCGAGGCUCUAUAGAUGCUUUUUCAUUGGUAUCUGAUGCUGCAUAUAUAAGUGCUAGUUUGGCUCGUAUAAUGAGGGCUUUGUUUGAGAUUUGUUUGCGGAGAGGAUGGUGUGAGAUGACCUUUUUUAUGUUGGAAUAUUGCAAAGCUGUGGAUCGUCAAAUUUGGCCGCAUCAACAUCCCCUUAGGCAAUUUGACAGGGACCUCUCUGCAGAAAUAUUGCGAAAGCUUGAAGAACGUGGGGCUGACUUGGAUCGCCUUUAUGAGAUGGAAGAAAAAGAAAUUGGGGCAUUAAUUCGAUAUGCGCCUGGAGGAAGGUUGAUCAAGCAAUACCUUGGAUAUUUUCCAUCGAUCCAGUUAUCAGCAACUGUGAGUCCUAUAACCAGGACUGUCUUGAAGAUUGAUUUGGUCAUAACUCCUGAUUUUAUUUGGAAAGAUCGUUUUCAUGGCGCUGCUGAACGAUGGUGGAUUCUUGUAGAGGACUCUGAGAAUGAUCACAUCUACCACUCAGAACUCUUCACAAUGACAAAGAGGAUGGCUAGGGGAGAACCACAUAAGCUUUCCUUCACUGUGCCAAUAUUUGAACCACAUCCACCACAAUACUACAUUCAUGCCAUUUCUGAUUCUUGGUUGGGUGCAGAGGCAUUCUACACUGUAUCUUUUCAUAAUCUAACACUACCUGAGGCUCGUACUGCUCAUACAGAACUCCUUGAUUUAAAACCUCUCCCAGUGACUUCUCUUCAAAACAGUGCUUAUGAGGCUUUAUAUAAAUUUUCACAUUUUAAUCCUAUACAAACACAGACAUUUCAUGCGUUGUAUCACACGGACAAUAAUGUUCUCUUAGGAGCUCCGACUGGAAGUGGAAAAACUAUAUCUGCAGAGCUUGCUAUGCUGCUGUUCAAUACUCAGCCUGAUAUGAAGGUUAUUUAUAUAGCACCUUUGAAGGCUAUUGUUAGGGAAAGAAUAAAUGAUUGGCAAAAACGUCUUGUAUCUCAGCUAGGGAAAAAGAUGGUUGAAAUGACUGGAGACUAUACACCAGAUUUGAUGGCCCUUUUGUCAGCAAAUAUUAUAAUAUCUACUCCUGAAAAGUGGGAUGGUAUUAGCCGUAAUUGGCAUAGUCGAAGCUAUGUCACAAAGGUUGGACUUAUGAUAUUGGAUGAAAUUCACUUAUUGGGAGCUGAUCGGGGGCCUAUCCUUGAGGUUAUUGUUUCUCGGAUGAGAUACAUAUCAUCUCAAACAGAGCGUGCUGUACGGUUUAUAGGUCUUUCUACCGCUCUAGCUAAUGCUGGUGAUUUGGCUGAUUGGUUGGGGGUUGAGGAUAUUGGACUUUUCAAUUUCAAGCCAAGUGUUAGGCCUGUACCUCUGGAAGUUCAUAUUCAGGGAUACCCUGGGAAGUAUUACUGCCCAAGAAUGAACAGUAUGAACAAACCAGCUUAUGCUGCAAUAUGCACCCAUUCACCAGCAAAGCCAGUUCUCAUAUUUGUCUCAUCACGACGACAGACAAGACUUACUGCAUUGGACUUAAUUCAGUUUGCUGCUUCAGAUGAACUUCCAAGACAGUUCCUCAAUAUGCCAGAAGAAGCACUACAAAUGGUUCUAUCUCAAGUUACUGAUCAGAACCUGAGGCAUACUUUACAAUUUGGCAUUGGUUUACAUCACGCAGGUCUGAAUGACAAAGACAGAUCACUGAUUGAGGAGCUAUUUGCAAACAACAAGAUUCAGGUAUUGGUUUGUACAAGCACCUUGGCUUGGGGUGUGAAUCUUCCAGCUCAUCUAGUGAUUAUCAAGGGGACAGAAUAUUAUGAUGGGAAGACAAAGAGGUAUGUUGAUUUUCCUAUAACUGAUAUAUUGCAAAUGAUGGGUCGUGCUGGACGUCCUCAAUUUGAUCAGCAUGGGAAAGCAGUCAUUCUUGUUCAUGAACCCAAGAAGAGUUUCUAUAAAAAGUUCUUGUAUGAGCCUUUUCCUGUUGAGAGCAGUCUGAGGGAGCAGUUGCAUGAUCACAUUAACGCAGAAAUUGUUUCUCAAACAAUCUGCCACAAACAAGAUGCAGUGCAUUAUCUUACAUGGACUUACUUAUUCCGUAGGCUUGUGGUCAAUCCUGCCUACUAUGGAUUGGAGAACGCAGAACCUGAAACUGUGAGUUCAUAUUUGUCUAGCCUAGUGCAGAACACAUUUGAGGAUCUGGAAGAUAGUGGAUGCAUCAAAAUGAAUGAAGAUGAGGUGGAGCCAAUGAUGCUUGGUUCGAUAGCAUCUCAGUAUUAUCUCAGCUACAUGACAGUAUCUAUGUUUGGGUCAAACAUUGGUCCUAAUACAUCACUUGAAGUGUUUUUGCAUAUUUUAUCUGCUGCCUCCGAAUUUGAUGAACUCCCUGUGCGCCAUAAUGAGGAAAAAUACAACGAAGCAUUAUCUGAGAAGGUUAAAUACCCAGUGGACAAAAAUCGUUUAGACGAUCCUCAUGUCAAAGCAAAUCUUUUAUUUCAGGGUCAUUUUUCGCAAUUGGAGUUACCAAUCAGUGACUAUAUUACAGACUUAAAAUCAGUGUUAGAUCAGAGUAUACGUAUAAUUCAGGCCAUGAUUGAUAUAUGUGCAAACAGCGGUUGGCUUUCAAGCUCAAUUACCUGCAUGCAUCUUCUGCAAAUGGUCAUGCAGGGUUUGUGGUUCGAUGAGGACUCUGCCUUGUGGAUGUUGCCAUCCAUGAACGCUGAUCUGAUAAGUUCACUAAGCAGAAAUGGAAUUUCUACUGUACAGCAACUUCUAGAUAUUCCUAAGGCCGCAUUGCAGACUGUAACUGGAAAUUUCCCGGCUUCAAAAUUAUAUCAGGAUCUGCAGCACUUCCCUCGUGUCAAAAUGAAAGUAAAGCUUCAGGGGAAGGACACUGACAGUGGAAGGUCCCACACUUUGAACAUCAGACUGGAGAAGACGAAUUCUAGACGACACUCUUCUAGAGCUUUUGUGCCUCGAUUCCCUAAGAUAAAAGAUGAACAAUGGUGGUUGGUUCUUGGUAACACCUCUACGUCUGAGCUAUAUGCUUUGAAAAGGGUUUCUUUUUCCGAUCACCUAGUCACCUCUAUGGAGUUACCGCAAACUCCAGCUGCUUUUCAGGGUAUGAAACUGAUUUUAGUCUCAGAUUGUUACGUUGGCUUUGAACAAGAACACUCGAUCCAAGCACUUCUGGGUGGUCAACAAAUAGAAGCAGGAUUUUAAGUAAUUUGACAGUCAUCGGUGAAUAUUAUAGAGUUGGCUUCCGUUAUCCUCCAAUCCUUCUUAGCUUCUCCACCUUUGGAUUUCAAUUCAAAAGGUUGAGAUUUAAUGUAUUAUUGUUAUAUUAAAUAUAUUUAUAAUAGUCAUAUUAAAUAAGAUUAUUAAAUUUAUUAGUUUAAAUUUAGUUGUUAUUUGCUCAAAAAAAUUAGUUGUUAUUUAAUAUAAUAACAUAAUAUAUUGAAUCUCAACCAUUGAAAUUGAGAUCCAAGGGUGAAGAAGUUAAGAUGAGGCUAGGAAGAGGGAAGCUAACUUCAAUAUUAUGGCAUGUAAGAUGUUCUUUUCAGAAGGAAAUUAUUAUAUAUUU
This is a messenger RNA of Prosopis cineraria, 6773 nucleotides long. Its product is annotated as DExH-box ATP-dependent RNA helicase DExH14. Gene Ontology annotation, molecular function: ATP hydrolysis activity; ATP binding; nucleic acid binding. Lineage: Eukaryota; Viridiplantae; Streptophyta; Magnoliopsida; Fabales; Fabaceae. The record is from RefSeq and is a predicted model, not a curated record.